Moesziomyces antarcticus is the source of this 3231-nucleotide messenger RNA. RefSeq names its product chitin synthase activator. The record is from RefSeq and is a predicted model, not a curated record. Bases 1 to 3231 code for a protein of 1076 amino acids. NCBI's taxonomy places the organism in Eukaryota, Fungi, Basidiomycota, Ustilaginomycetes, Ustilaginales, Ustilaginaceae. The transcript has a single exon. Gene Ontology annotation, molecular function: protein binding.
AUGGCCGCCCCGGCCUCAUCGGCGUACGCCUUUCACCAUCGCUUCGACGCCGUCCCGGCCAAGGACGCUUCUGUUGCCGCCAGCGCCACCCCGAACGGUGCCGACGUCCCAUCGGCGGCUCGCUCCAGCGCCGACAACUACUCCUAUCCUGACCUCGAUGCAGGCCAGUUCUACUCUUCCUCGGCAGCCCACUCUUCCACCGCCGCGCCCGCUCCCAACGUCCUCCCCGACUUUCCAGAGUUCAAAGGCUUCGACUCCAAGUCGGAUCUUUUCCAGACCAACAAUUUCUUCCAGCAGUACUCGGCCCAGCCCACUGCCAAUGCCGCACUCGUAGAGCCAAAGUCGGCGCAGAUCGAGGAAAGCUCCUCCUCCGACCAGCUUCACGCACAGCCCGCCGUCGAGCCCAGCAGCCAGCCUGAAACAGCCCCUCGCACCUCCCGCGACGCUGCACCCCAUCCCGCUGCGCCUCAACCGCCGCUCGACCAGGACGAACCUUCCUACCAGCCCCAACUCGAGCGUCACUUCUCCUCGGCAAGCUCUUACGUACAGCACCCCUCGUUGCACGCCGACGGACCCGCUUCUUCUCCACAAGCACCGCCCGUGGUCCAGCGCAGCCCUCUCCCAAAACCGCCUUCGAUGCCUGCCUCGCCCCCCGUCCACCACACCACCAACUCUCUUUCGCACGACUCUCAACCUCAAAGUCCCCCCAAACCAGCGCAUCCAUCCCAACCUGCCUCCGCUUUCACAUUCCCUCCGCAGCCUCCAGCAUCCGCCCAAGCGCCGCAACAGCCCGCACGUACGCAAGAUCCCAACACUCUGCCAGUUAACGGCCUCCGUCUCAACGAUGACCAGUCUGCGCAUCAGCCCGCCGCAUCAAAUCGCGACGACAAUUUCUUUGGCAUGCAGCGUCCCGCGGCUGCCCUCAGCCCCACAGGUCAGCCCUUGGCCGGGCCUCCCCCCAUGCUCGCCGACGACGACGGUUUCUACCAAGAUCAGCAGCAUCUCAACCAAGCCAAUGCCUCCAGCCAGCCUGCCCCGCGCAUCCACGACCCCACCAACCAGCCACCUCGUCCUUCCUCCUUCUUUGGCGUCGAGGGCGACUCGGCCUCCAGCUUGCCCUCCAGCGCCAUUGUCGCCCCCUCUCCCGUAGGCGAGGCCAGCUUGCCAGGAACGCGCGGCUCCUCCUUGCAUCGCAGCGAAGCUUCCAUCCCACGCGGCAUCUCCACCGCUGCCGGAGGCACGGGCAACGCACCCAUGCCCACAUCUGGAGGCUUCGGCGGCCUCGGCCCCGCAGGCGCCAACCGCCCCGCCAGCAUCGCGCCCUCCGUCGCAAGUGGCCCACUCCUCGAUCACAGCCACCUGCGCGUCGGCCGAAAAGCUUCGUUGCUCAGCCACGGUAAGACGCUCGAGCUCUACCGCCAGAACGCAAAGAAGACCAACGACCCCAACCUCAUCUACGAGCUCGCCGUCUUCAUGAUCGAUGCUGCCAAGACCAUGGGCACCGACGACGAUGCCAACGGCCCCGUCGCUGCCGUCAACGGUCCCAACAAGCUCGACACCGAGAAGGCCGAGCUCAUUAAGGAGGCCACCGGCCUGCUCAAGAAGAUCGCCGACCGCGGACACCCUGACGCGCAGUACUUCCUCGCCGACUGCUACGCCAACGGCAUCGGCACCCGCACGGGCAAGCAGGACUUUGGUCAGGCCUACACCUACUUUGUCCUCGCCGCCAAGCACGGCCACCCCGACGCCGCCUACCGUGCCGGCACCUGCUACGAGAAGGGCUGGGGAUGCCGCAAGGACGCUGGCAAGGCGCUUCAGUUCUACCGCAAAUCGGCCGCGCAGAGCCACCCGGGUGCCAUGUACCGACUCGCCACCGCCGAGCUCAACGGCGAGCUCGGCCUCAAGAAGAACGCAAAGGAAGGCGUCAAGUGGCUCAAGCGUUCCGCCGAGGCCGCCACGCCCGAGUUCCCGCACGCGCUGCACGAGCUCGCGCUGCUGCACGAGCGCGGAAUCGACAAUGUGCUCUUUGUCGAUCCCGAGUACAGCUGCGAGCUCCUGGCCCAGGCGGGCGAGAUGGGCUAUGCACCGAGCGCCUACAAGCUCGGCGUCAACUACGAGUACGGCCGCAUGGGCUGCCCGCAGGACGGCGGCCUCAGCAUCCACAUGUACAACAUCGCGGCGCAGCAGAACCACAAGGAGGCGUGCUUUGCACUCACCGCCUGGUACCUCGUGGGCGCGCCCGGCAUCCUGCCUCAGUCCGACACCGAAGCCUACCUGUGGGCCAAGAAGGCCGCCGAGCAAGGCCUCGCCAAGGCCGAGUACGCCGUGGGCUACUUUACCGAGAUGGGCAUCGGCACCACCAAGGAUCUUGGUGAGGCGAGGGCGUGGUACAAGCGAGCCGCCGACCACGGCGACAAGCGAGCCAACCAGCGCAUCGCCGCGCUCCAGGGACGCGGCGGCCCCACGGGCGGCCCCACAGGCAUGGCGGGCGUGGGCUCGCAGAAGCGACAAGGCCAGCAGCAGCAGCGGCUGGAGAUGAGGCAGGAGCAGCUCGAAAGCAUGAACGAGUUUGGCCGACGCGCCCAGCCCACCUCGGCGCCCUUCCCGGCGAGCGUGACGCAGAGCUCAAUGACGCCAAGCACGCAGAUGAACUAUCCGUCGCCCAUCGCCAUGCGAGAGGCGCAGACGGCGCAGCGCGAACAGCAGUACAUGGCCAACGUGGCGGCGCAGGAGCGCGCCCAAGCGCGUGCCAUGCUGCAGCACUCGCCCUCGCCAAACGAGCUCGGCUCGCCUGUCUCUGGCUCGCCCAACAUGGGUCUGCCGCGUCCCCCGCCCAUGCCGUACAGCCAACACGGUCCACCGCAGCCCAUGCGCCAGGGGUCCAACUCGUCGCAGCCCCCUGCGCCGUUUUCGCAGCCGCAGGCGUACCCGUCGUAUCCGAUGAGCGCGAGCACCGCUCCGCCGCCUCCGCCACCGGGCUCGUCGAUGGGCGGCAGCGCUGUGUUCCCGCCAGGUGGAGCGCCGCACUACCAGGCUCGACCGGGCAUGGGCAUGGGCCCGGGCCCGGGCUACGGCGGACCGGGAGGACCCGGUGGACCCGGUGGACCCGGUGGACCACCUGGACCCGGCUUCGCUGGCGCUCCUGUGGGACCCAGUGCGCCGGCCAAGGCGGAUCUGGGCAAUGACGACGAGGGCAAGAAGAAGAAGAAAGGCUGGUUCGGCCGAUCGUGA